AUGUCCAAUUCUGAUCCCCUUCCUACCCUAGAGGAGCUUGAUCCCCUUCCUACCCUAAAGAAGCUACACAAGUACCCGAUCUCGUUGCUUGCUACGCUGGCUGACCACAGAGGCGCUGUGAGUGGGAGCCGAUCCCUCGAGAUCUUCAAACCCGGACAUGGAAGUGGACCCGAUUCCGACUUCGACAUCUAUCAACCCCGCAAUCCAGAUGCCGUGAUAGAUAUAAUGCAUACGCUCCGCAUCACUGGUAUAAAGUGGGAAAAUUAUAUCGCCAAAAUUUUCAACGACAUUUGUGACCACGGAUGCGCCAUCUUGCCAUACGAAACGCUUUAUAGUAUGGCAUGGGAAUUAGACAUAAGCCCUAAGAACCUCGAAGCAUACAUCAAAAUUCGAUUUGACAGCAGCGAAAACUGUGCCAAGUUUGCGGAAAGCUUUGCUUCAGCUUUAGGAGGUGUGUACAGUUUGCGUGAGCCCCCGGAAGAUGCGGUAUGGAAGCAUGACAACCAAGAUGGAACUGGUACUGUUAUUCCGCUUUGUGAGACAUUCGGAUGCCUUGAAUAUGAUUUGUUGAAACAGUUUAUUAAAGUGGAAAUUAAAACAACGUUUGAGGAAGUUGAAGAAAAGAUUGAGAAGGAGAGAGAAAAUAUUGAGGAGCAGAGAAAAAAGAUUAAGGAGCAGAGAAUAAAGUGGAAAGGCCUUGGAAUACCCAAACCAUUCUUUUGGGGGUAUCUCUUGCGAAGGUUAAGGAGGAUCUACGUACCGCAGAUUCCAGAGACAAGAGACGAUAUCACUGAGGACUCCACAAGAUAUAUCACUAAAGAGCACUGCAUACGAUAUAUCAUCAAAACAUUUUUCCCAGGAAACUAUUCGAAAAAGAAACCUAAGAAGACAAAUACGGGAGAGGAAAGAAAGACGACGGAGCUAGCUUCUAUUUAUCCCGGUUUCGACUUCUACAUGCUUCGGGGAACUUUGGAAGAUGGUACCCGAGUACAACUAAUGCUCCUCCCACCGAACGAAAGUGUCCUGCACCCGAUAUUGAAAUUCUACGCCACUCAUCUCAUGUCAUUCAUCGGAGGCAUCUUUGCAGCUCACCUAUAUUACGACUCAGCAAAGGAACUGUUCAGCCGUAAAUUGGACAUCUCAGAAGAUGGAUAUGAACACAAGCAUUCGUUAGAAGGGAUUAGGAAAUAUGAAAAAGAAAGAGGGUGGACAUUUGAAGAAAUUGUUGAGAAUAUCUGA
Molecule: messenger RNA, 1239 nt
Organism: Pyrenophora tritici-repentis Pt-1C-BFP
Lineage: Eukaryota; Fungi; Ascomycota; Dothideomycetes; Pleosporales; Pleosporaceae
Source: RefSeq, a predicted model, not a curated record